GAAAAAAAAAAAUCAUAUGCAACAUUAGCAGUCGCCAUCUUCGGUUGAAAUUCGGAAGUUGCUGCUCAUAUGUGUGUGGAGCAUUAAAUUUGUGUGCUUGAUACCGCCGUAAAUGGAUGUGUCUUGAUGUUUACAUAGCGCAGGGCGAUAACGACACUCACUCGGAAUGACUAUUCUCCCGACCAAGAAGUCUUCUCAGCAGAAAAACGAAGGAGAUGGGUCUGACCCCAACGCAUAUCAUGGCGACCGACAUAGCCACUCUAACCACCCAUCGGAAAACUACAAUUUUCAGAACAGGAACUCUCCCCCUCGGUGGUCCAACACUAACUCAAGGGAAGAGAAAAGACCAGCGCAUCCUCCUGGAUCCAAUUUCGAUGAAUUCGAUAACGUGGACGGGGGUCCUACUCAUUCGAAACGUAGACAUAGAGCUUCGCCCCAUCGGAGUCUGAGGAAGACACACAAUCAUUCACAUUCACAUUUGGGCCACGGUCACCGAUCAACGGGCGUAGUGCCCAAUUUUUCCAACCCGAGCACAUCCCAAGGAAAUAGCAGUCCUGUCGCAGAACGACCAGGGAAUGCUGUUGCCGAGAAUGAUGAUCCCAGCGGAUAUAACAGCGGAGAUGAAUACGACAAGCCUCCAGAGCUUUGGACACCAGAAGAAUAUCAGGAGAGGGAAUACCAUUUCGAGAAGAAGCUUAGAAAAAAGGGCCUUAUGAUAAAGAACAUGGGCGAAGAUGGUGCUUGCCUAUUUAGGGCUGUAGCUGACCAAGUGUACGGGGACCAAGAAAUGCACCAUGCCUUGAGAAAAUUGUGCAUGGAUUACAUGGCAAAGAACUCUGACUACUACUCUCAGUAUGUAACGGAAGACUUUGAAAAGUAUGUGGAACGCAAGAGAUGCGAUCACAUUCAUGGCAACCACAUCGAGAUGCAGGCCUUGUCGGAAAUGUUCAACCGUCCCAUAGAGGUGUAUCAUUAUAGUGCGGAGCCCAUUAACAUUUUUCACGGUAUGCAAAAGUCAGACAACGAACCAAUCCGCCUGAGCUAUCAUCGCAAUGUUCACUACAAUUCCAUCGUGGAUCCUUUCAAAGCCACCGUUGGAGUGGGUUUGGGUCUCCCUGCUUUCAAGCCGGGGCUGGCGGACAAAACGCUGGUGAAAGAUGCGCUGCGGGCGUCGGAACAGCUAGAACUGGAGCGAGCCAUGCUGGAAGACAAGCUGCGUGCUACAGACUGGGAAGCAACAAAUGAGGCGCUCGAGGAACAAGUGGCCCGAGAGUCCUAUCUGCACUGGCUACGGGACAACGAGAUGCGAUCCCGUAAAAAGGCCCGUUCGGCUACUGCAACUUCGAGCUCGAGUCUCUCUUCCGAUGGAGGAGGAGGAAAUUCACCUGCGGGAGCAGCAGGCGGAAGAAGCUCCCCACGUUCUUCACCCCGCUCACGAACGAGUCCACGUACGGCACACGCUGUAGACGAGUCUGGGUCGGCUUCGCCUGGUCAGAAAGGAUUCAGCCCAAAGGCAGGCAGUUCAGGCCUCUCGGGAACAUCGUCCCACGGCGAUGAAGCUACAUCUGGAGUGCUAAGGGAGCAGGCAACAGGAACCACCGUCGUUGGCCAUGCCGAAGAGAGCUUCCCCCUGGUGGAAACUGCCUCCUUUCUCAACAAUUUGCCACCUGCUAUGUUUGGUCUCUCGGACUGGGAUGACUCGGACAUCUUGGCUCAGGUGCUAGCGCAGUCUCAGCAAGAAUAUCUGGACUCCCUCAAGCGCUCCACGGCAUCACAGGGUUCUCCGUCUGCUUCCACAACUUCCAUGCAGGCCACUCAGUCAUCCUCAGUGCCAGGUUCUUCGUCGACCUUUUCGUGCCCUGGUGCCUCGACCGCGGGGGCAUCGAGCUAACGCCAGUCCGUCAACGAUACACCUGUUCCACCUCAUUUUUUUCUUUUUUAAUCAUGGGGAUGAGUUUGUGCAUUCCCCAUUUUUGUUUGGUUUGGCUCUUCCUUGCUUUGACUGGGUUUUUGUGGUGUGCCGAAUAAAAAAACAUUCGGCAGCAACGGCCCACUGACGAUGUUGACAGUCCAGAGGGUAUAUUCAGGAAUGCAAAAAGCAACUCUGCCAUGCUUCAAGGUAUUACAGCGUCUAUCUGCAGAAGGUAGAGCUUAAAUUAACGUGUUUUUAGGUAAAAAUGACAGCAACAAUCAUGCCAGAAUAAUCUCAGACGUGCAUUGCUUACAGUGGUUAACUCCCCCCCCCCUUUUUUUUUUCUUUCAGAUGUUGGUUACAAUAACCCCCUCCACCCCCUUAGCAUUGCCACAUCUUGAAUGUAGCCUCGAAUCUGCUUUCACAUAGCUACAGAUGCACCAUGGUGCUGAAGCAAACUAUUUACGAGUAGACUUUAAUGGCACUGCAUAGUUACUAUUUAUUUACAUAGCUUUCGCGACUACAGUUCAUACAAUGGGGUGACUGUUUUAAUAAGGAGCACCUGUAGCAGUUUAGUACCUCGCAGUACUUCAAGAAUGUAAUGUAAUGGCUCUUCUAAUUUUUGGGUGUUACACAAGUUGUUUGCCUACUUGCUGACAAUAUUGAACGUUGAUUCCAUUUUCUUUUUACUCUCGUCAAAGUCUUGGUUUGUACUCAGUGUGAUCGCAAAACGUUGAGACUCGGUUGCUGAAGUGGAAGACGCUCUGUAUUUACAUGUGUUUCUGUUGAAGCGCGGCCUGCUGAGCAAUUUGAAGCAUAUGGUUGUAUAUAGUGUUUGUGUACAGUUCCAGCUAAUGGGUAAAAUAACCGGUGUAGUGCACUUCGCGUGCAGUCAAUUUGCUUAUCUAUCCCUUCCCUGUACACGUGCUGUCUCCUCAGAUAAUAAAUAUCCAGUGUGCAGCAA
Messenger RNA from Ornithodoros turicata, 2876 nucleotides. Its product is annotated as OTU domain-containing protein 5-B-like. Gene Ontology annotation, biological process: protein deubiquitination. NCBI's taxonomy places the organism in Eukaryota, Metazoa, Arthropoda, Arachnida, Ixodida, Argasidae. The coding region runs from base 167 to 1891 and encodes 574 amino acids. The transcript is spliced from 9 exons. Gene Ontology annotation, molecular function: cysteine-type deubiquitinase activity. The record is from RefSeq and is a predicted model, not a curated record.